Molecule: messenger RNA, 1164 nt
Organism: Tauraco erythrolophus (red-crested turaco)
Lineage: Eukaryota; Metazoa; Chordata; Aves; Musophagiformes; Musophagidae
Source: RefSeq, a predicted model, not a curated record
UUUUACAGGGUGGAAAAAUACAGACCCAUGAAACUGUGUGAAAUAGUUGGAAAUGAAGAUACUGUGAGCAGGUUGGAGGUCUUUGCAAAAGAGGGGAAUGUACCAAAUAUUAUCAUUGCUGGGCCCCCAGGAACAGGAAAAACCACCAGUAUCCUCUGCUUGGCUCGUGCUCUGCUUGGUCCUGCAUUAAAGGAUGCUGUUUUGGAGCUGAAUGCCUCAAAUGACAGAGGCAUUGAUGUUGUGAGAAACAAAAUCAAAAUGUUUGCCCAGCAAAAGGUCACACUUCCAAAAGGUCGGCAUAAAAUAAUAAUCCUUGAUGAAGCAGACAGCAUGACAGAUGGAGCACAGCAAGCAUUGAGAAGAACAAUGGAAAUUUAUUCCAAAACAACGCGCUUCGCACUUGCGUGCAAUGCCUCUGACAAAAUCAUAGAACCUAUUCAGUCGCGGUGCGCGGUGCUGCGUUACACCAAGCUGACGGAUUCACAAAUCCUUGCAAGACUACUGAAAAUUGUUGAGAAAGAGGAUGUACCUUACACAGAUGAUGGACUAGAAGCCAUUAUAUUCACAGCCCAAGGAGAUAUGAGACAGGCAUUGAACAACUUACAGUCUACGUAUUCUGGAUUUGGCUUUAUAAACAGUGAAAAUGUCUUUAAGGUAUGUGACGAGCCUCAUCCUCUGCUUGUGAAAGAAAUGAUACAACACUGCAUAAAUGCAAAUAUUGAUGAAGCAUACAAGAUUCUUGCCCACCUGUGGCGACUUGGAUACUCUCCAGAAGAUGUGAUCGGCAACAUCUUCCGUGUGUGUAAAACCUUUCAAAUGCCAGAAUAUCUGAAACUGGAAUUUAUCAAGGAAAUCGGGUACACUCACAUGAAGGUAGCAGAAGGUGUGAACUCUCUGUUACAAAUGGCUGGACUGCUGGCCAGGCUGUGUCAGAAGACUGCAGCCCCUGCAGCACCUUAGGUAUCUCACGGAGCCGAAGCCUGCGUUCCGGAAGGUGAAGGCCUGGCAUAGAGGUCAGCGGCUCGUGUGCGUCCUCAGUUCUGCGUGCAAAGAGCCUAUUCCCUUGCUGUUGCUAAAUCGCAGAAAAAUAAGCAGGUUCUGUUGUAAAAAUGUUUUGUACUUUUUUUAUUUAGACCAAUAAAGCUUUAAAAUGUACUUUAAUUC